CUUUGUCAAAUUCUUUUGUCUCCGUGUCAGGGCAUACAAUGCAUUAUCUUAUGAACAACUAUGGCAGCCUCAGAUGUCGCUUAGAUAUUCCUUUAUUGCCUGGUAUAAAGAUCAUCGCCUUUCCCCGGACAUUUGACGUUUCUCAUCUGUUUCGAUAACUCCGUCUCAGUUCAUACUCCUCUGUUCAAGUUCCAUAUAUUCGACACUCAAAGCAGGCCUUUGGGAACCCUGGUGGACACUUCAGCUAACUGAACAUUUCAUCAUUUUACGCGUCAUUAUUCUUCGCCUCUCCAAGUUAUUCUCCCCACAAUGAACUCAUGUGCAUCGUCUGCAUCUGUUCGCCCUACCCUUCCCCCGCUGCAUACGCUUGAUCUUCCUCGUGGAGACACUCAGCUCCCCCCCAUUGACGCACUCCAUCUUCAUGACCCCCACGAAUUCAAACCCCAGAUUCCAAGGCUGCACAUUCCUAGUAAAUAUCCACAUGCACGCCAGAACCGUCAGAUCUCUAUUUCAUCAUCAACGUCUUCUCGCACCCCUUCUCCUACCCCUUCGCCCCUCUCAUCCUCGCGUUCUUCUACUUCUGGAGGUCGAUCCACUAAAAUACGUCUUGUGCCUACCACUUUUGAGCACGCAGACGCAGUUGUUAUCGUUCCUCCGCCCGAUGCCCCACACGUGCACCCCCUCUCCGGCGUCACAAACCUUAAACACCCCGCGCAGCCCCUACUCCUUGUCGGGCCUGCCUUGCAGCACAUACGCCACCCGCAGCGGCAGAUAGCCAAGGGGGCACGUUUGCACCCAUAUCGCAUCGUGCGUACUCCGGCAGAUCGCAGAUUUUCUAUUGCAUCCAUCACCACGAGCGCAUGAACCUUACAAUAACACGCCUCAGUAAUACCAUAGGAUUUGUGAUGUAUUGCUAGCGCCACCAUUAGUGUAUUACCAGCAUUCUUUCUGUAGGAGGCGUUGUCAGAAGUGUACCAGGAUAUUUUGUGUUUUUAUGUUACAAAAGAAGUUAAUGAAUACAAUGCACUUUCAUGAAAAGAGCUACGCAUAUGUUCAAGGUGUCUGAUUCACCUUUAUCAUAGUGAAGGAGACGGGUACCAUGCAUACGAGAACAAAGGUCUGAUGGAUACGCAAUUCCUGACACCGAUCAUCUUCUGUCCAUCCUCGAGCUUGAAGCCUGGAAAAAUCCUG
Molecule: messenger RNA, 1191 nt
Organism: Suillus paluster
Lineage: Eukaryota; Fungi; Basidiomycota; Agaricomycetes; Boletales; Suillaceae
Exons: 2
Coding region: 310-864 (184 amino acids)
Source: RefSeq, a predicted model, not a curated record